This is a messenger RNA of Neurospora tetraspora, 330 nucleotides long. RefSeq lists its product as uncharacterized. The transcript has 2 exons. NCBI's taxonomy places the organism in Eukaryota, Fungi, Ascomycota, Sordariomycetes, Sordariales, Sordariaceae. The record is from RefSeq and is a predicted model, not a curated record. The coding region runs from base 1 to 330 and encodes 109 amino acids.
AUGUCUUUACGGUUCUGUAUCUCUGGUCUCUGCGCAAGUGAAGUUGCCCGACCACGCUCAUCGACAUCGUCUGGCAGUUUGGCUGGGUGGGCGACGAAGAUCGGUCUCUUUGAGCUGGAAACGGUCAUUACUUGUGUCAUCAUGGCAGGGAUCCUGGGAUACAUGCGGGUAAGAUCUCAACAAGUGAUGGAGAGAAGUUGGAAUUCUUCAAGCGCGGGUUUGAAUGGAAUAGGAGAUAUUCCUUUGAACGCAGUCAUUACCUGUUAUCUCUGGGUCAAAGUGGGUAUGCAGCUUUGGCAAAUUCGAAUUCGUCUGUUGCCUCAAAACUGA